GUGCAGCUCAGUGAGAACAGUAUUGGGACGGGGCCCUGUGCAGCCCAGUGAGAACAGUAUUGGGACGGGGCCCUGGCUCCAGAUGUGCACUGAAACCUGAAUCCUCCUCGCUGCUCUGGAUCUGUGUAUUUUGGGAUGUUUGACUCGAGGCUGGACAAAGACACGUUUCCAGGAACAGUGUGACCGAGCAGAUGUUUCUGCUGUGGGAGGAGGAGAAGAAAGAGGAGGAGAAGAAAGAGGAGGAGAAGAAAGAGGAGGAGAAGAAGAGGAGCGGGCGUUUGUGCAGAAGAAGAAGUUUCCUCUCUGACGGCUCCUCCCCCUCAGAUAUGGCUGAAGAUGUCCGUGGACUCUGAGAACUCCAGUGUUCUGACGUCAUGCCUCUUCCAAACAGCUGAUGAGAAAGAUGAGAGCGUUCUGGAGAUGCUGAGUUACUCGAAGUUCUCCGACCUGGAGACAUGGCUGUGCACGCCAUCCUCGCUGCUGCUGCCCCGGGCGCUGGACUCCGCCUUCACCUCCUCCUCCUCCUCCUCCACCUCCUCUUCCUCACAUGCAUCCAACCACUCCUCCCCCUGCUCCUCCUCACCCGCCUCCAACUCCCGUCGCUCCACCGUCAGCGACCCGGGAGACGACGACAGGUUGUCAGAGAUAGAAUCCCCCGUCUUCUCUUCUUCACUGGCGAUGGACACGCCCUUUCUGUCCACGCCCCUCCUCUCCUCAACCCCUGCCGCCGCGGCGCUGAGCUCGGGGACGUCAGCCGGAGACUCCGCCUCCCAGGGGGGGGUCAGCCUCAGGAAGCGGCGGCGGCUCGCUGCCAGUCCUGGAGGACUCCACUGGAACUCUGCAGGUCACCUGAUGAGUCUGGAGGUUCGGUGCAGCGUGAAUUCUGGUCACCUGAUCCGUCUCCUGGGUCGGGGGGGUGUGCAGCAGCAGCAGGAGGAGGAGGAGGAGGAGGAGCAAGGCGCCUCCACCUGGCUGAAGUGGGCAGGGCGUCACCGGCGUGCGGCAGCGACGCGGGCGGCGCUGAGGAAAACGGUUUCUGUGGACGAUCGUCUGCUGCAGCCGGCGGUCGGAGAGCAGCGCCGUGUGCGACUCCUGAGUCGACUGGAGAGAGGGAGGAAGAAGCUGCGGAACGUCCAC
Molecule: messenger RNA, 1137 nt
Organism: Pleuronectes platessa (European plaice)
Lineage: Eukaryota; Metazoa; Chordata; Actinopteri; Pleuronectiformes; Pleuronectidae
Exons: 6
Source: RefSeq, a predicted model, not a curated record